This is a messenger RNA of Mesorhabditis spiculigera, 1968 nucleotides long. Lineage: Eukaryota; Metazoa; Nematoda; Chromadorea; Rhabditida; Rhabditidae. The record is from the annotation of a GenBank genome assembly.
AUGGGCGGGUUUCACUGCUUGAUCUGUCGGAAGAACGUGAAGGCGAGCUAUUUGUCGGUACAGCAAUCCGGCCGCCACUAUCACCAAAUUGUGACCGAGUUAGAAGAAAAUGGGCUGGCGCUACCCGCAGAUGCUUGGCUCAAGUCUCUACCAAAGAUUUGCGCCAUCCACGCUCCUAAAUGCCAACAAAAAGUUGCUGAGGAGAAGAUGAAGCGCGUUGAUCCCAUCAAUCUAGCAGUAGCGCAGGAAAUCACAAUACAUCCUGAACAGGUUGAAACACAUUCACCUGGAAAUAUUGACGUGGUGGAGCUGAUGGAUGCCGAAGACGGGGCGGAAGGUGCAGAAUUAGACAAUGACGCCGAAGAAUGGGAUGGUCCGGUUACACCGGAUUUGGACGGCACUCCGACCGGCCGGCCUUCUGCGAAGAAGCGGCGCAGGAAGUUUGCUGGAAUCGGCAGCAUAUUCCUGGUGACGUUCGAGCAAAUCGACAUCCUUCUACGGCGGUGUCGAUGUGGAAAAAAUAGAAGAGUCGAUUUCUCGUGUGUUGGUGCAACUUUGCGUGCCAACAUGGCUUGUCGUCAUUGUGGCCGCAAAGAAAAAUGGAGCAACGGGCACGGCUUCACCGACCACCCGAAAGAGAAAGCUCAAAACCUGGAUUGGGUUGUGCCGGCCUCAAUGUAUCUGAGCGGUGUACCAUAUCAAAGAUUGUUGGAUGCCGCUGACUCCAUCCAUCUUCACUUGCCGUCUCACAGGACCUAUAAUAGAGUCUUGAACGAGGUCUUGCUCGGCGCCGUUGAUAAUGUGCUAGCAGAAGUGCAAGUAAAAGCAAAAGAGCUGAUCAUCGCCGCUUCCGGACAGAACGGGCUACGCAUCGCGACAGAUGCGUCGUACGAUAGCAUGGGCUAUUGUGCCAUGCUUUGUCGACUGCCGAUCCUAUGCUUGCGGACGGGCCUGAUCAUCUCCGUGAUCCAGAAGGAGCGCUAUAGGGACGGCAAAGGAAAUAGUGGCGCAAUGGAACUGCUGGCGACAAAGGACGCAAUACAACUGGCACCUAAGCUGAUCGGCAUUCCGAUCCACAGCCUGACCACCGAUAGGUCGUCCCCGAUAAAGAAGCACAUGGCCGAAAAUCAUGGACCGGGAUCGGCACAGCCUAUAAUCCACAUGUUCGACAAUUGGCACAUAACCAAAGAACUGAAUAAGAAACUACGAGUGGCCGCCAAGUUGAAGCGAAAUGGAUACCUAGAACUGUGGCGGCACUCCGUCGUCUCGUACACGUGGAGCAUCGUAUUUGGUUCGGGCGGCGAUCCAGAGCUCGUCGAGGAAAAGCUCCUUUCCAUUCUACAGCACGUCUGCGGCAUUCACAAUUUCAAAGGAAAUCCCAACUUCAAAAAAUUCACCGCGUGCGAACAUGGACCGGAUAUCGACCAUCGUCCACCACUCGACCCGAAUUCUCCAGCCUACGAAUUCCUAAAAAGUGUAUUCACCCGCGAGUUGAUACAGGCAUAUCAACAAGCCGACUAUUUGGGAAGCACCGCCGCUAUUGAAAGCUUCAACAAUGCCUUGCUGAGGCAUUGCUCGAAACGGAUCUGGCUGGCACCGGAGCAGCAUCAAGCACGGCUGAAGUUAGCUACUCUAGAAUGGAAUUCGCGUAAAUUCCUCGAAUUGGAAGGCGUGCGUUGGGUUUACAGCAAACGGCGCCAGCAGCGGAAAUAUCAAGAGCGGCCUGCCUGGAAAAAGAAUUGGGCGACCGACAAAGCGCGAGAGAAUCAGUGGCGAGCAGAUGCUAUCUGGGAAGCGAAAGAACUCCGAUACGCAUACCUUGAUUCCAAGGAGGAAAUUGGAACGCCUUGCGGAGAUUUCUGGACCGAGGACGUGGGCGACUUUGAUCACGUUAUUGACAUCAACCGCAUGUUGGCCAACGAAGACGAGGUUCAACUGCAAUUUGAUCAGGAGGACAACGAGACCGAA